This is a messenger RNA of Clonostachys byssicola, 1683 nucleotides long. The record is from the annotation of a GenBank genome assembly. NCBI's taxonomy places the organism in Eukaryota, Fungi, Ascomycota, Sordariomycetes, Hypocreales, Bionectriaceae.
AUGCUUGACGUCCGGCUGAGAAACCGGGAUAAUGGCAGCAUCGUUGCUAUCCGAGUUGACGAGGAGGGAGCCUACCACAUGACAGCCAAGACCAAGAUCGAGCCUGGUCAGUGUAUUCUCACGGACCCCGGACUUGCAAUUUUCCCUUCGGGCCUGGGAAGUGGUCCGGAGUCCUCGGCACUGAUCAAAGAACGUAUUGAUGCCCUUCCCGAAAGGGAGCGUGAAGUCUUCUUCACCCUUCCGCAAAAUAGAUUGUACGACUACGAUGAAUACUACGGACGGUAUGUUGCCCAUGCCUCCGUGCUUCGACACAGUCCAAAGUACGCCUGCAUCUUCCCUCUGCUUUCACUGGCGUCCAACGGCUGCAGGCCCAACAGCGUUACUUCGGUUCUUCCAACAAACAAGACGACGGGAAACUCCCGACGCAGAAAGGGUUGGAAGCUUGCCCUUCGCGCCUCUCAGUUGAUCAAGAAGGGUGAAGAGAUAUCCUUCUUCAAACUGGUUGGCGGCGGCCGGUUUCGUAGUCGGCUGGAAAAUCAUGUUGAAAGAUUCGGUUACCCGUGUGCCUGCAAUGACUGUAUACUGCCAGAUGAUCUCCAUUUGCCCUCCGAGGACCAGAGCUGGCAGCUGAACCAGGCCUGGGAAACAGCAUUUGGCCGAGACGAUGUUUCCUCCCUGGCAUUGAUACAUUCCAUCUCGCACAUGGCGCAGUGUUGCUACUAUGAGUCUAUUACCGACAAGAGUAUGCUUCUUCUCUAUCGCAGGCUUUUCGACAGGUUGGUGCAGGAAGAUGAUAUCAUGCGAGCACAUGUAUUUGCCGCCAAGAUAUUGAAGAUAAACGCCAGACUCAUUGGAUGGGAAUGCGACGACUUUCACCAAGGGCAUUUGAUGGCCCUCCAUGACCGCCUGGACGAGGAAUUCAGACAUGAUCCCGGCAUUAUGUUGAAACUGGAACCUCUUGACUACGGCCAGAGAAUGGCUUGGCUUUUUAGGUUGGAGGAGACUCUCAGGGAAGCCGAGAUACCGGAAACAUGCCAAGACCCUCAUCGAGAUGAGGAGGUCUUCCCCAGCUAUACGCAAUUGCCUGAGGAUGAUGAAGGCAAAGUAUCAGACCAUUUCAACUUGUAUCACCGACCAAAGAAGCACUGGAUCUUCAUAGCAAGCCUUGUCGGUUUGGAUUUAGUGACGGAUAGGCUUCUGGUCCGUGACAGAAAACAAAAGGCAAUUCCUGUCUGUCUGGAUAACGUAGAUCUAUGUGCGGAGGUCGCACGGAUACUUGGCCCAUCGUCUCUCAUCCUAAUACCUUAUGCUGCGAGAAUUACCUUAGAAAAUGGAAAGGAGGCUGUGUCUUCCCCAAAUCAGAUGAUCAAGGACUGUCAGGUGGAUGGUUGGAAAAACAAAGGUCACAAAAAUGACUGCAAAAUUUUGGGUAUCAAGGUCAUAUAUGACCUUUUUUGCAGGCAUCCGGAGGCAAUGAUAAACCCUAUCGGCUGGGAGAGGAGGGUUGUGUUCUUCAACGCUAUAGACUGGGCAAAGCUCACCCCAAAAGCCACCGUUUCAGUUGCGGAUUUGAUCAAAAAGGUCCAGCCGGUUGGAGUCGCACCUGCUUCCAAGACCAAGCCUGUAAACCUAAGGGUCAAUACAAUUUUGGAAGAGCUUGGUGAUAUUGGGCCAGAGGAGUGA